AUGCAGUGUGUUGUUGUCAGCUCUUUGAGUUUGGUGGACGCGUCCCGCGGGGAUCGAUCGGCGGGUCGCGUCGUCGGGCGCUCCGGAUCGGGCCGAGUGACGGGGGAGGCUCCACUGCCACUUCCAGCUGCCGGGGGCCCGGGCUGUCGAUUGGGUCGGGCCCCGAAGCCGACACUUAAUCCCGGAGGGCCGGGCUCCUGGCUGAAACAAGUCCGUAAACCGAGUCGCGGUUGCGGUGGCCUCCGCUCCAGCCGAGCCUCGGGCUCGAUUUCCGAGGUCGGUGGCGGAGGCCUCACUUCCGGCAGCUGUGGAUGGCCACCAACGGGGCUUUACGGUGGUCGCUCCGGGGAAGUGUCUGGGGCACCUUGUGGUCUCCGCCGUCACUUCUGUGUGGUGGUCUGCUCCGGAGAGGUGCUGGCCAGAAUGGGCCGUGUCUCCAUGCGCUCCGGCACGGUAACAGACCGCGGGUCUCCGGGAAUGUGGUGGGCCUCGCUGGUCAGGUCCAGGUGCGGUCCGGAGUUUACGAAGCAGUUCUGGCGCGGUGGCCUCCCCCUGGUGUCUCAUCCAACUCCCUUGCAACGCCAUCGCUUCCUUUACCCCUCUCGUGAACAUAUCAUCCAUCAGUUGAUCGUUGGAGGAGGAAGGUUAUUGACUUCAAAUCACAAGAUGCAGUCUGUACAGUGAUGACGGAUGUUAGCUGUCCGUGG
Mobula hypostoma (lesser devil ray) is the source of this 707-nucleotide messenger RNA. RefSeq lists its product as uncharacterized. Bases 1 to 684 code for a protein of 227 amino acids. The record is from RefSeq and is a predicted model, not a curated record. NCBI's taxonomy places the organism in Eukaryota, Metazoa, Chordata, Chondrichthyes, Myliobatiformes, Myliobatidae. The transcript is spliced from 2 exons.